AUGGACUUCGCCACUCGCUUAAAGAUUCCUGCCAAACUUCCUCACGGGAUCCAAUCCCCAGAAGACCUCCGGACCGAGAACCGAAACUUUUUACUCGAGUCAAUGGGAAUUGAACAUACUCAUGAUACUAAAGUUGGAAAUGAAUUUAUUCGUGGUGUAUCCGGCGGCGAGCGAAAACGUGUGUCAAUUAUUGAGUGCAUGGCUACCCGCGGCUCAGUAUUCUGCUGGGAUAACAGUACUCGAGGUCUUGAUGCCAGCACGGCUUUGGAGUACACCAAGGCAAUAAGGGCGAUGACGGAUGUGCUUGGCCUCGCCAGCAUUGUGACACUCUACCAGGCCGGCAAUGGUAUAUAUAAUCUCUUUGACAAGGUGCUUGUUCUCGAUGCCGGAAAGCAAAUCUUUUACGGUCCUUUGAAAGAGGCCAAGCCUUUCAUGGAGGAUAUGGGAUUCGUCUGCCAGGACGGUGCAAAUGUUGCGGACUACUUGACAGGAGUUACUGUCCCCACUGAGCGCAAAAUUCUCCCUCAAUGCGAAUCAUCAUUCCCUCGGUCAGCAGAUGCUCUGCGCGAGAGAUACGAGAAUUCAUCAAUAUACGAAAAGAUGGUUGCCGAAUACGAUUUCCCCACAACAGAUGCAGCGAAGGAAAAAACAAGCCACUUCAAGGAAGGCGUUUCUCAGGAGAAACAUCCUCGACUCCCAGCCAGUAGCCCACUCACAGCCAGCUUUGCCACUCAGGUGAAAGCAUGCAUCAUCCGUCAAUACCAAAUUAUUUGGGGCGAUAAAGCGACAUUUCUUAUCAAGCAAAUAUCAACACUGGUCCAGGCGCUGAUUGCCGGAUCACUCUUCUAUAACGCACCAACUAAUUCGGGUGGCCUUUUUGUCAAAUCAGGCGCUCUAUUCUUCUCGUUACUUUAUAAUAGCUUGCUGUCUAUGUCAGAGGUCACUGACUCAUUUCGAGGCCGACCGGUAUUGAUUAAGCACAAGUCGUUUGCCUAUUACCACCCGUCUGCCUACUGUAUAGCGCAUGUAGCAGCUGACAUACCAGUGAUCCUAUUCCAAGUCACCAUCUUCGCCGUCGUUCUAUACUUUAUGGUCGGUUUGACUGCAAGCGCUGGCGCAUUCUUCACUUACUGGAUCAUCCUUGUGGCGACGACUAUGUGUAUGACGGCACUGUUCCGAUCUAUUGGCGCGGCUUUUGAUACGUUCGACGGAGCAUCCAAGGUCUCAGGUUUUCUUAUAAGUGCAGCAAUCAUGUAUACCGGAUACUUAAUUCAGAAGCCCCAAAUGCAUCCUUGGUUUGUCUGGAUUUUUUGGAUUGACCCUCUAUCGUAUGCAUUCGAUGCCCUCAUAUCGAAUGAGCUUCAUGGCGAACUCGGUGCUUUGAUGGGAUCUUCCGGUGCUGGUAAGACAACACUACUGGAUGUUCUUGCGCAACGGAAAACAGAAGGAACUAUUCAUGGCUCAAUAAUGGUUGAUGGGCGGCCGUUGCCCGUCUCCUUCCAGCGAUCGGCAGGUUACUGUGAGCAGCUCGAUGUUCAUGAGCCAUAUGCGACUGUCAGAGAAGCGCUGGAGUUUUCAGCACUGUUGCGGCAGGGCCGGGACGUUUCUCGAGUGGAGAAGCUCAGAUAUGUUGAUACGAUCAUCGAUCUCCUCGAGCUGCAUGAUCUAGCCGACACGCUGAUUGGUCAUGUCGGUGCUGGCCUGACAGUGGAACAAAGAAAGAGAGUCACUAUUGGCGUCGAACUAGUGUCCAAACCCAGCAUUCUCAUAUUUUUGGACGAGCCAACGUCUGGACUUGAUGGCCAGUCUGCAUACAACACUGUCCGCUUCUUACGCAAGCUCGCAGAUGCUGGUCAAGCUGUCUUGGUCACCAUUCAUCAACCCUCUGCUCAACUUUUUGCUCAAUUUGAUAGACUCCUGCUUUUGGCCAAAGGAGGGCAAACUGUGUAUUUCGGCGAUAUUGGUGACAACGCACACACGGUCCGAGAGUACUUUGGCAGAUAUGGGGCUCCUUGCCCUGAAGAGGCAAAUCCGGCAGAGCACAUGAUCGACGUGGUUUCCGGCCAUUUAUCACAAGGCCAUGACUGGAACCAGGUCUGGCUCUCGUCCCCAGAGCACGAAAAGGUGGUUAAGGAACUGGACCAUAUCAUUGCAGAUGCGGCUGGAAGACCUCCUGGAACUCUGGACGACGGACAUGAGUUUGCGAUGCCACUUUGGGACCAGAUUAAGAUUGUUACGAACCGGAUGAACACAUCCCUGUUCCGUAACAUUGACUACAUCAACAACAAGUUCGCCCUCCACAUAUUCUCUGCGCUAUUUAACGGCUUCUCGUUCUGGAUGAUUGGUGAUUCAGUCGGCGAUCUGCAACUACGGCUGUUUACAAUCUUCAAUUUUAUCUUCGUCGCUCCAGGGGUCAUCAACCAGCUCCAGCCCCUGUUCAUUGAGCGGCGUGAUAUCUUCGAGACCAGGGAGAAGAAGUCAAAGAUGUAUUCUUGGAUUGCUUUCGUUACAGGACUCAUUGUCUCAGAGUUUCCUUAUCUCUGUAUUUGCGCGGUGUUGUACUUCGUAUGUUGGUAUUACACGGUUGGGUUCCCGAGUUCAUCAGACCGCGCUGGCGCAACGUUUUUCGUUAUGCUCAUGUAUGAGUUUGUGUACACGGGAAUCGGUCAGUUCAUUGCCGCAUACGCUCCAAAUGAGACAUUCGCUGCUCUUGCAAACCCCUUCGUUAUCGGGUUGCUUGUUUCAUUCUGUGGCGUUCUCGUCCCCUAUCAACAAAUACAGACCUUUUGGAGGUAUUGGAUCUACUGGCUGAAUCCUUUCAACUAUCUCAUGGGGAGCAUGCUCGUUUUCGACAUUUGGGGCACGGAAGUCGACUGUUCUGAGCGGGAAUUUGCCAUCUUUGACCCCCCAAAUGGUUCCACAUGCGGUCAAUACCUUUCCUCAUAUAUGGGGCAGCUAGGAUCGGGCAGCAAACUCCUCAAUCCGGAAUCAACAGCUAACUGCCAGGUCUGCCCAUACGGAAGCGGGAGCGACUACCUUCGAACUCUCAACUUGAAGGAUUAUUACUAUGGUUGGCGGGAUGCAGCUAUUGUGGUCAUCUUUGCCAUCAGCUCUUACGCCAUGGUAUAUGUGCUCAUGAAAUUAAGGACUAAAGCUUCGAAGAAGGCUGAGUAG
Messenger RNA from Phaeoacremonium minimum UCRPA7, 3174 nucleotides. Its product is annotated as putative abc multidrug protein. The record is from RefSeq and is a predicted model, not a curated record. NCBI's taxonomy places the organism in Eukaryota, Fungi, Ascomycota, Sordariomycetes, Togniniales, Togniniaceae. Gene Ontology annotation, molecular function: ATP binding; ABC-type transporter activity; ATP hydrolysis activity. The coding region runs from base 1 to 3174 and encodes 1057 amino acids. Gene Ontology annotation, cellular component: membrane. The transcript has 4 exons.